Messenger RNA from Perkinsus marinus ATCC 50983, 833 nucleotides. RefSeq lists its product as hypothetical. The record is from RefSeq and is a predicted model, not a curated record. Gene Ontology annotation, molecular function: metal ion binding; mRNA binding. The transcript has a single exon. Lineage: Eukaryota; Perkinsozoa; Perkinsida; Perkinsidae. The coding region runs from base 14 to 757 and encodes 247 amino acids.
CCCUCCAAUUUACAUGCCCUUCACUGAUGUCUCAGUCGGCGACUCCUAUCCGCUUUCCGAAGCUGACGGUAUCCUUCCGACUCCCCCAAAAGGUCAAAAGUUUUCUGCUGCUAGACCGGCGCCGAUUAUGACUGAUCCCAUAAGUCGAAGCACCACUCCAUUGAGCAGCAUUAAUACACCUUCAUCUAUAACAAGCACUAACUACGUGGUGAAUACCCCGAUAUGUUUUUCGUCCGAAACUCCCCCAUCGAGUAGGCAGAUUUCGAGGUCUUCUACUUGGUCGGUCGCCUACAGCGAUUCGAGCCCUAAAUAUGGUAGCCGAUUCAGGCCUUCCAGUGUCCCUACUAUACAUCUUGACAAGUGCCUCAAGAGGGGAAGUAGCGACUUUAUGAACAGUUUCGUUAACCCCGAGGCUCCCUCCCCCCCGGUGUAUUUGGUCAAAACUAAAGCCUGCAGACACUUUGCCAGAGGCUAUUGUGCUUUUGGUGAUAAGUGUGCAUUUGCUCACACUGUUGACGAACUCAGAGUGAGGCCGCCGAACUUGUGCAAGACCAAACUCUGCGACCGUGGGAGAAAUUGUCGUCGCCCUAAUUGUGGCUACGCCCACAGUAAAGCUGAGUUGUUCCACAUUGAACCAGAUUGCCCUGACAUCAAGGGCGUUGAUGAUGCUAUGUCUGACUACUACCAGGACUUGCAGUAUAUCGAACAGCUGGGUGUUAUGUAUGCUGCCGCUACUGAGAAACAUGAUAAGGUUUAGAUUUUUUUCUGGAAAACACUCUAUUGAUCUUCCCCACAAAUAUAUAGUUUUUCCCUGUUAUCAUUCAAGGCACUCU